Molecule: messenger RNA, 526 nt
Organism: Synchiropus splendidus (mandarinfish)
Lineage: Eukaryota; Metazoa; Chordata; Actinopteri; Syngnathiformes; Callionymidae
Product: 40S ribosomal protein S17-like
Exons: 5
Coding region: 73-477 (134 amino acids)
Biological process (GO): translation
Cellular component (GO): ribosome
Molecular function (GO): structural constituent of ribosome
Source: RefSeq, a predicted model, not a curated record
GUGACGUUGGCUGGAAUCAAUAAACUUCCGGCGUGACGCUCUCCAAUUCCUCUUCCACCGGUCCGAGUCAAGAUGGGUCGUGUCAGGACUAAGACGGUAAAAAAGGCCGCCAGGGUCAUCAUCGAGAAGUACUACACUCGCCUGGGCAGUGACUUCCACACCAACAAGAGAGUGUGUGAGGAGAUCGCCAUCAUUCCCAGCAAACCGCUGCGCAACAAAAUUGCCGGCUACGUUACGCACUUGAUGAAAAGAAUCCAGCGCGGUCCAGUCAGAGGAAUCUCCAUCAAGCUGCAGGAGGAGGAGAGGGAGAGGAGGGACAACUACGUCCCGGAGAUUUCUGCGUUGGACCAGGAGCUCAUCGAAGUGGACCCAGACACCAAGGAGAUGCUCAAGAUGCUGGAAUUCGGCGGACUCUCAAACCUCCAGGUCACUCAGCCAACGGUUGGGAUGAACUUCAAAACUCCCCGAGGAUUGUAGACUCAUUUGUAUUGUUCCUCUUAAUAAAAAGACCUGAUCAGUAAAACCA